AUUAUGAAGAUCAUAUGAUUACUGAGGGCGUAGCAAUACAUCUGUAGCGAGACGUUCCAUGUAGGUUAUUCUAUUCAAAAAGCAAGAGAAAAUAAUAUUUGAAAAAAAAUGAAGAUAUGUGGACCUAAGUAUGCCUUAUGUGGCUUAAUAUUAUCUGUUUGGGGUAUAUUUCAACUACUCCUGAUGGGUAUAUUCUUCUAUGUCAAGAGUGUAGCUUUAGUAGAAGAUCUUGCAUUAAAAGGAACUUUUACUGAUGUUAAGUAUUUCUAUGCAGAAGCAGACAGAGGCUAUACACAAAAUGCAUAUAAUUGUUGGAUAGCUGCUUGUAUUUAUGUUAUUACAUUCCUGUUUUCAGGACAUCAAUUUUAUGUAAAUUCAAGAUCAUCUCUUAGUGUUUAGAAAAAUACUGAUAGCAUGUUACACAACAAAUAAGAAAUAUGUAUAAAUUUAUCAAAUAAUGCUGUAUUGUAAACAAAGAAAUCAUAUUUAAGAAUAAUCUAGAUUAUGUUUAAAAGUAUAUAAUAGAUGUGAAUAACAAACUAUAUAAUA
Messenger RNA from Colletes gigas, 549 nucleotides. It is a transcript of the gene RNASEK, whose product is annotated as ribonuclease kappa-B. Gene Ontology annotation, molecular function: RNA endonuclease activity. The record is from RefSeq and is a predicted model, not a curated record. NCBI's taxonomy places the organism in Eukaryota, Metazoa, Arthropoda, Insecta, Hymenoptera, Colletidae. Bases 109 to 399 code for a protein of 96 amino acids. The transcript has 2 exons.